Molecule: messenger RNA, 1574 nt
Organism: Hyposmocoma kahamanoa
Lineage: Eukaryota; Metazoa; Arthropoda; Insecta; Lepidoptera; Cosmopterigidae
Product: vinculin-like
Exons: 11
Coding region: 121-1467 (448 amino acids)
Biological process (GO): cell adhesion
Molecular function (GO): actin filament binding
Source: RefSeq, a predicted model, not a curated record
GUUCACUGUUCCUAUCUCAUAUCCAUAUCGGAGCAACACAAGGACGUGGCUAAAGAAGGACUGGUUGACGUGAAUAAGAUAGAGAAAUUGACUGAAACAGUGCAGGAGACUUGCUUCAGGAUGAUGCGGGCUGGAAGCAUUGAACAGGUAAAAGAAGAAGAAUCCAAGUUAUCCACGCAAGUGGAAGAAUUGAAGCAAGUACUAAAGGAGGCGUCAAACCGAGCCAAAGGAGAUGUCAAACGAGAACUGACAGAGAACGGUUUCAGGAUCGACGCCUUUGCUAAGGCUCUUCAUAAUACAGUUCACGAACCCAACGUUAGCAUGGAUAAAAUAACUACGGCAACAAUGACCCUGAUAGACUCCGUGGGAGGUCUAAACUUAAUUGUGGAUCGACCUUCAGUUGUGCCAAUCGUGGAGGAGGUGUCUGCGGAGACCAAGGCAUUAGGAGACGAAGUCAUCAGCAACUCUAAAGCUCUGCUGAGCAAAACUCAAGCCCUGGUGAAAGAAGUCAAGACCCGAAAUGAUAAUGGGGAGGAUAAUAAGGAUGAACCCAUGACCUGGGUGAUGUUCAGCUCUGGUAGGACCGGCGUGCUGGAAGCAUUUGAAAAUCUAAUAAAUAUCUUGAAGCGUAACGGUCAUCGCGCUGGGCUGGUAGCAGCGCCCGAAGAAGAAGAAGAGGAAACACAGCAAAAGAGCUACGUGCAGAUGCAAGUGGAGGUGGCCAACAAGUGGUUGCAACGCCGCCCUUCCAAGCCUGAAAUCCAGGCGAACGGUGAAAAAGCAACCCAGAUCGUUAUUGAUAUUGCUGAAAAGAUGGCGGAAGAUUUGAAAGAUAGCGAAAAAGAGGAAAUGACGCAACUGAUAACGGAGUCGAAAGAGCUAUUCGCCGAGUGCAAGAAGAAAUAUGACAGCGACAACGCGAGCGCGCUGAUGGACCGCCUGCGCGAGCUGCGCACGGGCGUGGAGCGCGGCGCGGUGGGCCGCGUCGUCCGCGACUUCGGCGCCGACGCGCCGCUGGCCGACCUGGACGUCGUCGUCGACGCCGAGAGAGACGAAGCGAAGCGCAAGUUCAUUCUGGAGCGGAAGAUAGCCGAGCUGCUGGCCCAGCUGGGCCGCGUGAAGAAGACGGCGCGGUUCGUGGCCGACGCGGCCCGGCCCGGCCCCGCCAUCGCCCAGGAGCUCGACAAAAGCAUGCGCCAGACGGAACUCCUCGCGCCAUUGCUAGUGAAAGCAGCGGAAGAGCGUGUGGCUAAACCCGAUGACGCAGCAGUGGUGGAGAAUUACAAGAAACUGCUGGCGCAGUACAGCGAGUCGAUGUCCCGGGUUCGAGACCUGUGCGACCAGUCCGUUGAUCCUAUGGACUUUGUACAGACUGCAGGUGAAGCGAUAUCCAGGAUGAAAGAAGAGACAAGCAAGUUGAAUGAUCCUCAAAAGUGUGCUUAUACGUCAAAUGCUAUUACCAGGUAACGUAGAGACAAAAUUCUUUGUUGAAUCUUAUGUCUUUUCAUAAACUUAACUUGUAGUAAAUUGUAUAUUUUGACCACUAUUUAUUCUUUUAAUCGUGCGAUUGCUUU